Chenopodium quinoa (quinoa) is the source of this 1846-nucleotide messenger RNA. Its product is annotated as protein BRANCHLESS TRICHOME-like. Lineage: Eukaryota; Viridiplantae; Streptophyta; Magnoliopsida; Caryophyllales; Amaranthaceae. The record is from RefSeq and is a predicted model, not a curated record. The transcript has a single exon. The coding region runs from base 404 to 1447 and encodes 347 amino acids.
GUAACGAAAGAGAAUAAUCAAAUAGCGGUGGCCUCUCUUUCUUUUGUCCACCUAGUUUAUUAUGAAGAAAAGGAGAUAUCAAUACACUACCAUGUGAGAUGUGAUCUUAUUAUCUUUACCUUUCUUCUUUUCAAUAAUUUUUUUAAAUUUUUUUUUUUUUCAAAUUUUUCAAUCACCCACCUUCCUUAAAUUCCUUGCUGUUCACAAUUAAUUCAUGUCCCUACUUGUACAGAACUACUUCAUGCCUUACUUCCUUGUUUGUCAAUACAAUACAUUUCCACAUAAAUGUAAAAAACAAGGUCUCUCUUUCACAUAAAAUAAAUACCCAACCACAAAAAUAUAUUUCUCUCUUCCUAAAACAACAAAAUUUAAUUCUCGAUUAAAAAUUGUAAAAUCAAAUGAUAUGUUGAUGGCGAUGAUGCAUAACACGAGUGCCAACCUAGAUGAUCUUGAUAAUUUCCCCAGAAAUCAUAAUCAUCAGAUCAUGUCUGAAAAUCAAGAGCAACAAAAUUCUAUCAUCAUCAAAUCUACCUGUCCAAUUAGCUGGAAACUUUACCAAAAUCCCUUUUUUAUUCCCACUAAUCCCACUAUUACUAAUUUUACUAGUAAUAAUAAUACUGAUUUUAAUCUUAUUAUUAAUAACGACAGUAAUAAUAAUCCCUUUAAACUUAAACCCAAGCAACUUCAGCGCAAAUACAGUGCUUCAGCAAAGUUCCUGCAUAACUCAGAUCUCAAGAUGAGUAACACUAAAACCCAGAUUGCGGAAUUGAAGGCAGAAUUAGAGAUGGAAAGAGCACUCAGAAAGAGAAUGCAGGCUUUGAACAAGAAGCUCUCGAAAGAGCUUAUUGAUCAAUCUCAAAGAAAGCAAAUGUGUGUUGUUUGUGAUGAUCUAAUGAAAGAGAUUACGCGGCUGAAGGAAGAGACGCAGAAGAUGAAGGCGGAAAUGGACGAAGAGAGAAAAAUGUUGAGAAUGGCGGAAGUUUUAAGGGAGGAAAGAGUUCAGAUGAAACUUGCUGAUGCUCAGCUUUUUUACCAUCAGGAGUUUCUGAACAAUUUUUUACUGCAGCAACCACAAAUCAAACAAAGUUCAAAGGAAACGGGGUCGUCUUUUGAGCAAAAUGGUUGUAGUAAGAAUGGGGGUAAUGUACAAAGGAAGGCAGCUGUGUCUUCGUUGUCGUCAUCGCCGGAAACUGAGAAUCCGCAUAUUAAGCAAGGGAUUAAGGGUUUUGUGGAGUUUCAAAGGGCGAUUAAGGCGAAAAACAAUGGGUGUAAUGCUAAUAACAAUGGUACAAAUAAUGCUAAUUAUUAUUGCAAUAAACAGUUGAGAGAUUUGGGUGGUUUCAGUAAUAAGGUGGAAUGUCAGAAGGCACAACUUAGAGUUUUGUUCAAGCAUAAGUGUUCUGUUCCAUAUUCUUCUCACCAUGAUCAUAAUUUAAUCCUCAGUUAAAUUCAGUAGAAUAUUGGGGUUGAAGAUGAAUGAUGAAUUUAAGGUCACUUUAUUUUUCUUUUUCUUUUUUAAGAUAAAUUAGAGUUGUAUUUUGUUUAAUUAUGAAAUUUUGUAUGGAAGUAAGUGAUGGAGUAUAUAAUAAUAAUAUGGUAAGUUGAUUGUGUUUUUUGUCCCUCUUUUUACUUUAGAGUUGAAUUUCUGAGAUUUGUAGUUGUAGUUGUACCUGGAUCAAGUAUUGACAAAUUUUUCUGAAAAGUAGGUUGCUACAAAGUGUCGGUAAGUGAUGUUAUUUGAUCCAAAUAGUGAGGAUUUCGAGAUUUAGUAUAAUGUUCAUAUGAUUGACUAUAUUUGGCAUGUGGCACAUUUUAGCCUGGUGUAUUUCAUGCUCUGUCUCUCUGU